AUGUAUCUCCUUGUAUAUGUUGAUGACCUUAUCUUGACUGGAAAUCAACCUUCUAUCCUCACAUCGUUCAUAUCCCGUCUAAACUCAGAAUUUGCUAUAAAAGAUCUAGGGAAACUCAACUAUUUUUUGGGACUGGAGGUUACCUACACGCAUCAUGGUCUUUUUUUGAACCAAUCUAAAUACACCUUAGAUAUUUUAACCCGUGCUAAGAUGUUGGAUGCAAAACCUGCUCCAACGCCUUUAAGCACCAAUGUUUCUUUUGUUUCUACAGGGGACUUAUUCUCAGAUGCUACUCUAUACCGAUCCAUUGUAGGUGCUCUCCAGUACUUGACGAUCACGAGGCCUGACAUCUCAUAUGCUGUGAAUCAAGUCAGUCAGUUUCUGCAUGCUCCUACCACUGCUCACUUCCAGGAAGUAAAACGGAUUUUGCGCUAUCUCAAAGGGACGAUUUCUUAUGGAUUGCAUUACAGUCGACCCACUCAGAUGAUGCUGCUUGGUUACUCUGAUGCUGAUUGGGCUCGUUGCUUGGAAACAAGACGUUCCACAUAUGGAUAUUCAAUAUUUUUGGGUGGCAAUCUCAUUUCAUGGAGUGCAAAGAAACAACCAACCGUUGCUCGCUCUAGUUGUGAAUCAGAAUAUCGAGCCAUGGCAAACACGGCCGCAGAAAUUGUGUGGUUAACUCAUCUUCUUCAGGAACUGUAUGCCCUUCCACCGAGCAGGCCGGCAAUUUUGUGUGACAAUCAAAGUGCAAUUUUUCUCACUCAGAAUCCGGUGGCUCAUAAACGAACUAAACACAUAGAUCUUGAUUAUCAUUUCUUGCGUGAGCUGGUUGCUGCCGGAAAGUUAACUACUAAAUUUAUUCCAACCAAGCUUCAGGUGGCUGACAUUUUUACAAAGAGUCUUCCGUCUUCUCAAUUCAAUGUCCUCCGUCAAAUGCUUCGUCUUGUGGAUCCUGUAUCAAAAACCACAAACCCUCCAAAUCAACUUUCGUUAUUCCUGCAGCAGCACUAUGACGGAUUGCACAGUGUGUCGGAUUGCAAAGUGGGGUUGGCGAGGGGGAAGAUUCUUGAAGAAAUAAAGAAAAAUCAAGAGAUGUGGGAGAGACUACUUGAAGAACCACCAUCAAGCUUCAGAGACGCAGCUUUGAAUCACAUAAAGGAACAAUCUCGAGCUGAUGACUUAGCCUUCUCUUUCCUGAAAGAUGCUCUAAACAUUGUGAAGGAGAAGAUGGAGUUCAGCUCGGCUGAACGUGACAAAAUCUUUGCUUCAAGUAACUAA
Messenger RNA from Helianthus annuus (common sunflower), 1278 nucleotides. RefSeq lists its product as uncharacterized. The record is from RefSeq and is a predicted model, not a curated record. Bases 1 to 1278 code for a protein of 425 amino acids. The transcript is spliced from 3 exons. NCBI's taxonomy places the organism in Eukaryota, Viridiplantae, Streptophyta, Magnoliopsida, Asterales, Asteraceae.